AUGGUAGCACUCUUCUCAGAAUGGGUCAACAUUGGGAGCAUAAUAGGGGCAGCCGUGACGAACGCUACGAAGAGCCGUUUGGAUAAAGCAUCUUACCAAAUACCGCUUGGAACUCUCUUCAUCGUACCGACGUUCCUAGCCUUAGGCCUUUUCCUCGUACCCGAAUCACCUCGAUAUCUUUUGUACAAAGGAAAUAUGGAGGCGGCGAGAGAGUCAUUAAAGACGCUCAGAGGGGACUCACUAACUCCCGAAGCGUUUGAGCUGGAAUGGGUUGAGAUGGUUAAAGGUAUCGAAGAGGAAAAGCAAGCAGCUAGAACAAUUGGGCCACUAGACAUGUUUAAAGGGACCGAGCUAAGACGCACACUUCUCUGUUACGGCAUCAUUGCUACACAAACAGGAGCCGGUUCAUGGUUUAUCAUCAGCUACUCAACUUAUUUUAUGAUUGUUGCCGGGUUAUCAGUGGACGAUGCCUUCAAGUUUUCAGUCAUGAAUACCUGUCUGGGUUUCAUUGGUGUUAACUUCGGCAUGUACCUGAUGCGCCACGUCAUGGGUAGACGAACUAUUUUGAUGACAGGCGCUGUGACCCAGGGGCUUGCAAUGUUGGGAAUGGCAGUCUCCGCGACUGUUGCAUAUGGAACACUCUCCGCUCGAAACUGCGUCAUUGCGUUUACUGCAUUGUAUCAAUUCUCUUACAAUGCUUUCGUUGGAGACGCAACAUACCCUACGGCUACGGAGGUGGGGGCUAAAUAUGCUUACAUAUGGGCUGGCUCGAAUCUGUGUUGCUUGGUGUUCUUUUACAUUUGCGUCCCAGAGACGAAAGGGAGAACACUGGAAGAAAUCGAUGAACUAUUUGCUAACCAGGUGUCCGUUCGAAAUUUCAAGGCUUUCAAGACUAAUAUCGUAGCCGAAGCUUUGAAGGAAUUGGAAACUCGUGUUCCGGGAUCAGAAAAGAAGUUGGCUAUUGCGGAGCAUGUUGACGAGCCUUAA
This is a messenger RNA of Daldinia childiae, 987 nucleotides long. Its product is annotated as High-affinity glucose transporter RGT2. Gene Ontology annotation, cellular component: membrane. Lineage: Eukaryota; Fungi; Ascomycota; Sordariomycetes; Xylariales; Hypoxylaceae. Gene Ontology annotation, molecular function: carbohydrate:proton symporter activity. Gene Ontology annotation, biological process: carbohydrate transport; transmembrane transport. The transcript is spliced from 3 exons. The record is from RefSeq and is a predicted model, not a curated record. The coding region runs from base 1 to 987 and encodes 328 amino acids.